UGAGGAUCUCAGCGCUGUUUUGAUUGGCUCUUGUUGAGCCGGAAAUCGUCGGUCCCAUAUUGCUAGUGCUCCGGGUUGUCAUUCAACAUGUCUGUGCCUGCUGGGAGAUCUGUGGUCUUCGUGACUGGAAAUGCUAAAAAACUCGAAGAGGUCAUUCAGAUCCUGGGAGACAAGUUUCCCUACAAACUAGUGUCCAAAAAGAUUGACUUGCCUGAAUACCAAGGAGAGCCAGAUGAGAUUUCCAUACAGAAGUGUAAGGAGGCUGCACAGCGGAUUGAUGGACCAGUCAUAGUAGAGGACACCUGUCUGUGUUUCAAGGCAUUGGGAGGCCUGCCUGGUCCUUACAUAAAAUGGUUCCUGGAUAAACUCCAGCCAGAAGGCUUGCACAAACUCCUAGCUGGGUUUGAAGAUAAAUCAGCGUGGGCUCUCUGCACGUUUGCUUUCUCUGCUGGGAAAGAUGAACCAGUGCAGCUCUUCAGAGGGAAAACAGAGGGACGCAUUGUGGAACCCAGGGGACCCAGAGACUUUGGAUGGGAUCCCUGUUUCCAGCCAGACGGAUAUGACAAAACCUAUGCUGAACUGCCCAAAGAUGUGAAGAAUACCAUCUCUCACCGCUACCGGGCACUCGCUGCCAUGUCUGAGCACUUCUCUCAAACCAACAAUACCUCACCACAGGACAAGAAGAAGAAGAAGCUGGAGGACUAAAGAGUCAUUUUAGGGUCAACUUCAGGUUCUGAAUCUGAAGCAAACUGUAUCAAACCUCAAGUCAUUAGAUUUGACAAUGCAGAGGAUACUCCUUAUUACUAAGAUGUUUUAUUGUUGGAUCAGAAACGUAUGGCAGGUAACAGAUUUGUGAUCACAAUGUCUACAUGAAGAAUCUGCAGCGGAACAUGUGCUGCAUAAUAUUGUUUUUUUUAAUAAACUUAUUUUUAAACAAA
This is a messenger RNA of Sebastes umbrosus (honeycomb rockfish), 938 nucleotides long. RefSeq names its product inosine triphosphatase (nucleoside triphosphate pyrophosphatase) (gene itpa). Gene Ontology annotation, molecular function: nucleoside triphosphate diphosphatase activity. Gene Ontology annotation, biological process: nucleoside triphosphate catabolic process. NCBI's taxonomy places the organism in Eukaryota, Metazoa, Chordata, Actinopteri, Perciformes, Sebastidae. Gene Ontology annotation, cellular component: cytoplasm. The record is from RefSeq and is a predicted model, not a curated record. The transcript is spliced from 8 exons. Bases 88 to 705 code for a protein of 205 amino acids.